Ailuropoda melanoleuca (giant panda) is the source of this 1090-nucleotide messenger RNA. RefSeq names its product putative tetratricopeptide repeat protein 41. Bases 1 to 1083 code for a protein of 360 amino acids. The transcript is spliced from 5 exons. Lineage: Eukaryota; Metazoa; Chordata; Mammalia; Carnivora; Ursidae. The record is from RefSeq and is a predicted model, not a curated record.
AUGAGCCAGCGGGAGAACCAUUGCCUCGUGAAAGAAAAAUCUAAACACGUAGCUUACUGUCUGAGUCAUCUGUGCUGCCCGGGCUGCCCCACCGCAAAUCCGGAGCUGGUGGGGUGUGAAUCACAGACACUUAAUAUUGCUGGUCCAUUCCACAGAUUCCAAAGGAAGCAAGCAAUUGAAUAUUAUAAACAAGUGAUACAAAUAAAGGAAAAUGCGGGGACUUUCGCCAACUCCUCACUCGUCAGGAAGCAGCUAAGCAUUAGCCUCAGUGACACCUUGUGUAAAUUAGCAGGUCAGUUAUUGAUAAGUGACUCUGGUCACCACGUCAUGACUGAAGCAGUGGCCUAUUUGUACAGAUCACUUGAUUUAAGGGCGACCUACCUGGGAUCUUCUCAUUCAUCAAUCCAUGGAAUCUUGCAGCUUCUGAGGGAAAUUGAGUGGAUCAGGAGUAGGAGAUGUUGGCCUCAAGGCAAGAGGCGGCAGCAUUCUGAGGGUUCUAGGAAUGGCACCUCGUUAUGGGAACACUUGCUUAAAUUAAACUACCACAGUGCUCAGAGUUCUAAUACAGUGAGCUCUGUAAUAUGCAUGAAUGCAGAUAAGCUACAGAGAGCUAAAAGCAUGGACUUGGCAUCUCACACAAUUUCAGAUAAAUCCAAAUGUGCCUCUGGGAAAGGGAAAAAGGUCUUGAGACCCAUUAUUUCCGUUUCUAUUGAGGAGAAGACCCCACGGAAGACACAAAAUAAUGUUGAGCUAUGGAAUGGCCCAGAGAAAGAAGCUUCACUGAAAAAGCAAGAUUAUUCCUCUAAGAUCUUAUCUUUGGGUAAAAUGGAUGGUGUAGUCAAGCUUUCAUGGCAAAGGAUUUUGUCAGCUAAAGGCAAGAGUGAAAAAGGCCAAAUCACCACAAUUUACCCGCAUCCCUUGGUAAUAGGAUCUCUUAGUACAAAUAAUCCCUUUUCCAUAUCAGAAAAGUGGCUUUUUCAUAGCCCAGAUUACAGUUCAAUUUCCCAGAAGAGUUUUUUUGAGAGACGACCUCAGUUUGAAACCAAAUUGUCGAAGACCUCAAAUGAUACUAAUAAAGUAUAAAAAUUAC